This is a messenger RNA of Corapipo altera (White-ruffed manakin), 1034 nucleotides long. Its product is annotated as lens fiber major intrinsic protein-like. The record is from RefSeq and is a predicted model, not a curated record. The transcript has 5 exons. Gene Ontology annotation, cellular component: plasma membrane. Gene Ontology annotation, biological process: transmembrane transport. Gene Ontology annotation, molecular function: water channel activity. Lineage: Eukaryota; Metazoa; Chordata; Aves; Passeriformes; Pipridae. Bases 71 to 1012 code for a protein of 313 amino acids.
CCAGCCUUUCAUCCCGGCCUUUCAUCUCCAGUCGUCCUGGCAACACCCCAAAGGGUCCAAGGCUGUUGCCAUGGCACCCAGGGAUGCUCUGAACCCGAGCCAAGGACCCCGCAGCCCCCCCGGGGCUCUGUCCCAGCCUCAGCCCCUCAGCACCCCAGGGUUGCCCUGCGCCAAGGGGGUGGCAGUGCCGGGGGGUGGCAGUGCCAGGAGCAGAGGUGCCCACAGCUGUGCCAUGGCCAUUGGGGAGGACCUGCGCAGCGGCUGCUUCUGGCGGGGGGUGCUGGCGGAGGCCGUGGGCACCUUCCUCUUUGUGGGGGUGGUCCUGGGGGCCUCGGCGGGCCCCGGCCCCCUGGCACCGGCGCUGGCCGGGGGGCUGGCGGCCGGGGGGCUGGUCUGCACCCUCGGGGGGCCGCAGGCCAACCCCGCGCUCACGCUGGCCCUGCUGUGCACCCGCAAGCUCGGGGCCCUGCGCGGGGUCCUGGCGGUCCUGGCCCAGUGCGCGGGGGCUUCGCUCGCCGCCGCCGCCGCCCGCGCGGCACUGCAGGAUGGCACCGGCCUGGUCCCCAGGGUGAGUGUCCCCGGCCCCUGGUCCCCAGGGUGGGGACGGCGGGGACGGCGCUGGCCUGGGAGACCUUCGCCACCUUCCAGCUGGCACUGGCCGCCUUCGCCACGGCUGAGCGCGCGACCCCGCAGGCCGGGCUGGCCCUGGGCAGCGCCGUGGCCGCCGGCGCCCUGGCCGCGCAUGAACCCCGCCCGCGCGCUGGGGCCGGCCCUCGUCACCGGGGUCUGGGACCACCACUGGGUGUACUGGCUGGGGCCGGUGCUGGGCGCGCUGCUGGCCGGGCUCUCCUACGAGUUCGUCCUGGCCCCCGGAGCCUCCCGGGAGAAGUUGGGUGCCUGCCUUGCCUGCCGGGACGUGGCGCUGGUGGAGACCCCCAGCCCAUCCCCUUCCUCACCCUCUGCCCGUGGCCCCCCGGCCCCCCCAGCUGAGCAGGACCAGAGGACAGCCUGAGCCCCCUGGACCCCCCUCUCUG